Emericellopsis cladophorae is the source of this 225-nucleotide messenger RNA. RefSeq lists its product as uncharacterized. The record is from RefSeq and is a predicted model, not a curated record. The transcript has 2 exons. The coding region runs from base 1 to 225 and encodes 74 amino acids. NCBI's taxonomy places the organism in Eukaryota, Fungi, Ascomycota, Sordariomycetes, Hypocreales, Bionectriaceae.
AUGCCGUCGCGAUGGCUCACUUCAGUAGCCGCCCUGGCCGUGGCAGGAUACGGCAUCAACGCCUACGUGGUGCAGGCUCGUGAUCGCCGCUUAGCCGAGGCCCACCAAGCCGAGCAAGUGGACCUUGAACGAAGGCGGCAGUACGAAGCAUUAGCAGAUGUCUAUGGUGGACGCUCAACACUUGAAGAGCUGGAACAGGCCGUGGCACAUUAUGGGAAGAAAUGA